Molecule: messenger RNA, 3364 nt
Organism: Eublepharis macularius
Lineage: Eukaryota; Metazoa; Chordata; Lepidosauria; Squamata; Eublepharidae
Gene: RBM39
Product: RNA binding motif protein 39
Exons: 18
Coding region: 989-2488 (499 amino acids)
Biological process (GO): mRNA processing
Cellular component (GO): nucleus
Molecular function (GO): RNA binding
Source: RefSeq, a predicted model, not a curated record
CGCGGACCCUCCUCCGAGCGGUAGGACGCGGCGGGCGCCAUUUCAGGGAGCAGUCGCUUCUGCCGAAGCUGAGCGUGAACCAUCUUAAUCGGGAACUUCCUCGGUUUUGGUAGCUCCCAUAUACUUUAUUCAGGCCCAUACUGCCCCCCCCCCAGUUGCAUUCGUUGACGGAAGAAUUUCGUCGUUGCGGGGCCCCCAUUCUCCUUCCCUCCGUAGCACGUCCGGAGCCAGAGCAAGCAAACAACGGUAGCGGCCGUCUUCCUCACGGACACCUGAGCCAGAAGCGCGACCUCCGGCAGCGUAGGUGUCUUGAAAAAAAUGGCUGAUGAUAUUGAUAUCGAAGCAAUGCUUGAGGCUCCUUACAAGAAGACUUGCCUAACGAUAUCUCACCUCUACUCCCAUGAAUUCACCUUUGAUUCCAGUGUGAACUGUCAAUCAUAAGGGCGAGAUGUGUGACAGAGGUGGCAUCAAGCUCUUACAGUCCCAACCCUCCAACGAAAAUGGGCGAAGAUCUCAGGAAUGGCAUCGGUCACAGGAAAUCGAUAGUGGCUGGCUGCUAGCUUGGCCACUUGGGGCUUAGGCAGAGAUAUAGCCUUGGUACUGGUCAAAAGGGAUCAUAGUCCAUGCAAAUGCUUUUAAACAUGAAACUUGCUUUUAUGUUUUUAUUUAUUUAACCACUUCAGUGCUGAAAACUGCAGGAUAAUGUAAGAUUGUAAGGAACUAUAUACAAUUUAAAUAUUUUCAUAAUCAGUAAUUUUUGUAGUUAUAAUUUUAUUACUUUAAAUAUAGCAGCAAAGUGGUUAAACAAGCCUAUGUAAAUUAGUACCCUCCAUUCUAACUGUAAAAUAAUUUAGUAUUAAAAUUUUUGUUUUGUAUUUUCUUAUCCCUAUUCCCAUUACCCUUUUGACCACUUGAAAUGUUUCCACUUCGUCCUCACGAUGUUCUUCUAUCAACCCUGCUUAGGAUGAGAACAAAUUGAGCAGUGCCAAUGGCCAUGAAGAGCGCAGCAAGAAGUAAAAAAAAGAGCAAGAGCAGAAGUCGUAGUCAUGACAGGAAAAGAAGUAGAAGUAAGGACCGCAAACGAAGUCGUGAGCGUGAGAGGAAAAAGAGCAAAAGCCGAGAAAGGAAACGCAGCAGGAGUAAAGAUAAAGAACGCAGACGUAGUCGUUCUAGAAGUCGAGAACGUCGUUUCAGAGGCCGCUACAGAAGUCCUUACUCUGGUCCAAAAUUCAACAGUGCCAUCAGAGGAAAGAUUGGCUUGCCUCACAGCAUCAAAAUAAGCAGACGACGCUCCAGAAGCAAAAGUCCAUUCAGAAAAGACAAGAGCCCUGUCCGAGAACCUAUUGAUAAUCUUACUCCAGAAGAGAGAGAUGCUCGAACAGUGUUCUGUAUGCAGCUUGCUGCAAGAAUUAGGCCAAGAGAUCUGGAAGAAUUUUUCUCUACUGUAGGAAAAGUUCGUGAUGUACGGAUGAUUUCCGAUAGAAACUCCAGGCGUUCCAAGGGAAUUGCUUACGUAGAAUUUGUUGAUGUUAGUUCAGUGCCCUUGGCAAUUGGAUUAACAGGACAGCGAGUGUUGGGAGUACCAAUAAUAGUACAAGCAUCCCAAGCAGAGAAAAAUAGAGCAGCAGCAAUGGCAAAUAAUCUACAAAAAGGCAGUGCUGGGCCCAUGAGACUCUAUGUAGGGUCAUUACACUUCAACAUAACCGAAGAUAUGCUUCGUGGAAUUUUUGAGCCAUUUGGCCGGAUUGAAAGCAUUCAGCUGAUGAUGGACAGUGAAACAGGGCGUUCCAAAGGAUAUGGCUUUAUUACUUUUUCAGACUCAGAGUGUGCUAAAAAGGCCUUGGAACAAUUAAAUGGAUUUGAGCUAGCUGGUCGGCCAAUGAAAGUUGGUCACGUAACUGAGCGUACUGAUGCGUCCAGUGCUAGCUCAUUUUUGGACAGUGAUGAAUUGGAAAGGACUGGCAUUGACUUGGGUACAACUGGUCGUCUUCAGUUGAUGGCAAGACUUGCUGAGGGUACUGGAUUGCAAAUUCCUCCAGCUGCACAGCAGGCUCUGCAGAUGAGUGGAUCGUUAGCAUUUGGGGCUGUGGCAGAUUUGCAGACAAGACUUUCACAGCAGAGUGAAGCACUGGCUGCAGCGGCUUCUGUACAACCACUGGCAACACAGUGCUUCCAGCUCUCCAACAUGUUUAACCCUCAAACUGAAGAAGAAGCUGGCUGGGACACAGAAAUUAAGGAUGAUGUGAUUGAAGAGUGUAACAAACAUGGAGGAGUUGUGCAUAUAUAUGUGGACAAAAAUUCAGCUCAGGGCAAUGUGUAUGUCAAAUGCCUUUCAAUAGCUGCCGCAAUUGCAGCUGUUAAUGCAUUACAUGGCCGGUGGUUUGCAGGUAAAAUGAUUACAGCAGCAUAUGUACCUCUUCCAACGUACCACAAUCUUUUUCCUGAUUCCAUGACUGCAACCCAGCUUUUGGUUCCUACUCGGCGAUGAAGAUGGAUUUAGUCAGUUUUGUACAUAGCUAUUUUUGAAGGAAGACCGAGUUACCUUUUAUUUAGAUAAAACAAAAGGAAAGGAUGUAAUGUCCUUUUGUGUACACUUCCUGUUACCUUUAAACAAAAAAUAAAGAGUAAGCAGGAAUGCUGUGUGUUCAUUCUCUCUUGAUUAGCAUUCCCACUGUAUACAAAGCUGACUACUUGUUCUGCCUUGUAAUUCUUGUACAUUUAGAAAAUUUGGCUACGGUGAUCUUUAGGAACAGAUGUAGUUCAUAGAAAAGAUUUUCUGUAAAAGGUGGCCAGGACAUGAUUUUUAAAUGUUUUCACCAGCCUUUUCUUUUAAUGCAGGUAAUACAUUUUACAUUCACUUAAAUGUAGAUGCUCUGCUAAAGGUUAAUAUCAGAAUUUAACUGGACAUAUUUAGUGUGUGUUUUGUAUGGACUGAAAAUUCAAAAGGCUACUGAGUGACUCUUGGUCAGCUGAUCACUUAAUGUUGACCAGUUGGCAACAUUGGAAACAUUAGAGCAUUUUAUUUCUAGAUGGUAACUUUUGAUUGUCUCUGUAAAAGUUUCUUGUAAAUAAGGUGUAAGGUGUGUUUAGAAUUCCAAACAAAGCUAUCUCUGCAUUUCCACAUUAAAGAUCCGUUGAUUGCAGGGAAUGUACCUAGUUUGAAAGUUGAAGUAGGAAAUGCAGGAAUAUAUUUUGUCUGGUUGCAUAUAAUCUCUGCUCUUUUUUAAGCUCUGUGAGCUCUGAAAUAUAUUUUUGGGUUACUUCCGUGUGUUUGACAAAACAGCUUGAUAUUUCUAUCAACAAAUGACUUUCAUAUUGCAACAAUCUUUGUAAGAACCACUCAAAUAAAACUCUCUUAAAGGCC